CAAAGAGUAUGGCACUGUUUGUUUGGUAGUUGAUACUUGGUAGUGUUACGUAUUAUCGUUCUGUCUCAUCAUGCGUGGAAGUUUAUUUUUUUUUUUGUAAUUGCGCGAGCGUAUAAAAGCUUCAGUACACUUCAUCCUAAGCAUUCAGUUUUUCCGUGAAUACAAACCGCCGAACAUGUCUACCUUCGCCUUUUUACUUCUCUGCUUCCAAGCCUGCUUGAUCCAGAAUGUAUACACGCAGUGUCAUGGUUCUUAUGGACCUAGCAUAGGUAGGCCUAUUAGCUGGGAAGGUGGUCAAAUCAGUACCGGUUGCGGCCGCGGCCUCGCUGGUCUAAUUGACGGUUCACUUGCCUCUCCACAAUAUGCUUCGCUUGUUGGUCCUUCCACUGCUGCCUACGGCGGCACUGGUGUUGGUGACGUAGCCGUCGCUGGAGAGAUGGGUGUCGCUGGUACCACUCUAGUCACAGGUCAAGUGCCAAUACUUGGUGCUGUAGAGUUCGGCGGUGUGGUGCCUGCUUGUGGAACUGUCUCCAUCACCGGUAGCUGCGGUUGUGGAUGUCAUAGUCACUAAAUAUUUUACUGAUUCUUGAUAUCAAAUGAAUAAAUGGAAUAAAAUUAA
Molecule: messenger RNA, 619 nt
Organism: Melitaea cinxia (Glanville fritillary)
Lineage: Eukaryota; Metazoa; Arthropoda; Insecta; Lepidoptera; Nymphalidae
Product: chorion class CA protein ERA.1-like
Exons: 3
Coding region: 176-571 (131 amino acids)
Biological process (GO): chorion-containing eggshell formation; multicellular organism development
Cellular component (GO): egg chorion
Molecular function (GO): structural constituent of egg chorion
Source: RefSeq, a predicted model, not a curated record